Molecule: messenger RNA, 2642 nt
Organism: Xylaria bambusicola
Lineage: Eukaryota; Fungi; Ascomycota; Sordariomycetes; Xylariales; Xylariaceae
Product: bifunctional dethiobiotin synthetase/adenosylmethionine-8-amino-7-oxononanoate aminotransferase
Exons: 4
Coding region: 185-2581 (798 amino acids)
Biological process (GO): biotin biosynthetic process
Cellular component (GO): mitochondrion
Molecular function (GO): ATP binding; magnesium ion binding; pyridoxal phosphate binding
Source: RefSeq, a predicted model, not a curated record
CCCGCACAGUCUUAUGUACGAUGGCGACGAGCCACUCUCUGCUUGAUUAGGGGUUACAAGUCCAAAACAACGUCAUAAGCAAUCAUAAAACUUCCAUAAUUAUGUAGGAAAGGAGGUUUAGAAGUUCACGUUUGUUUGCAACAUGAUGACUCUUACAGCAAUUCUCUCAUUAGCCUAGUAUACCAUGUCGCCAAUUGGAUCACUACUAUGGCGACAUUUGCGCGUGUAUCAAAUAUACGGUUCUAAUACUGACGUGGGAAAAACUAUCUUCACCUCUAUCUUUUGCAAUGCCUCAAGCAGGCUAUGGAAGCAUGAGACAAUAGCGUAUUUGAAGCCCGUCUCUACUGGGCCAGAGGAUGAAGCCGACGAUAAUCAUAUUGGACGGUUCACCAAUGGCGUCGCUCGUAGGACAUUAUACCAAUUCAGCCAGCCCGUGAGCCCGCACAUUGCUGCUAACGGAAAUGUUAUUUCAGACGAGCGCGUCUUAAAGUCAGUCUAUGAAUACGCCUCUGAGAGAGCUUCUGCUGGCCCCGGUUGGCUUUUCAUAGAAACUGCUGGCGGGACUCAUUCUCCCGGCCCAUCUGGUACUCCACAAGCGGAUCUUUAUGCUGCCUUGAGAUGUCCGGUAGUAUUAGUGGGAGACUGGAAGCUAGGUGGCAUAUCAUCUACACUGUCCGCCUUCGAGUGCCUUAAGAUCAGAGGGUACGAUGUGGAAAGCAUUGUUUUAUUUGAAGACGAGAAGUAUGGCAACUCUGAUUAUCUCAAACAAUAUUUCGAAGAACAGUAUGGCCUCCCGGUCAUGGCUUUGCCUACACCGCCUCCUCUGGAUAAUGGCAGCAGCAAGAAGAAUGACCAUGAGUUGAUGCUCGAAUAUUAUCUACAGGCCAGCCAGGCUAAGGAGGUCGAAGAAACACUGGUACAUUUGGAUGACCGGUUCAAGUCUCGAAUAAAAGCCCUAGAGAGUAUGACAGGAGAGGCACAUCAGAAAAUUUGGUACCCCUUCACGCAACAAAAGCUACUCCAGCCAAAGGACAUUGUACCGAUUGAUAGCGCCUCUGGGAGUUAUUUCCAAACUUUAGUCCCUCAGUCCUUUGAGAAGCCGACGGGGACAUCUUUAUUACAGCCGUCGUUCGACGGAUCCGCAUCAUGGUGGACUCAAGGCCUAGGUCACGGAAACACUUCGUUAACAUUAGCCGCUGCGUACGCUGCGGGUCGUUACGGGCACGUAAUGUUUGCUGGGAUGAUUCAUAAGCCCGCCUUGGAUCUGGCUAGCUCGAUGCUUCAAAUUGCGCAAAAUCCGCGCCUAAGCCGUGUCUUCUUCUCAGAUAACGGGAGCACGGGCAUGGAAGUUGCAGUCAAGAUGGCUCUGCGUGCGGCUCGCACUCGGUACGGCUGGUCCCCCGAUACGAAGAUUGAUAUCCUAGGACUCAAGGGCUCUUAUCAUGGUGACACUAUCGGUACAAUGGAUUGCGCUGAACCGAAUACAUUCAAUGAGAAGGUGGAAUGGUAUGAAGGGAAAGGUGUCUGGCUCGAUUACCCGCAGAUUCAAUGUGUUGCAGGCGAAUGGCAAAUUCAAGCUCCCAACGAAUUUGGCACAGACUGCAAUCAUCGCUUUCCCCAUCUUACUGAUAUCUUCAAUCUCGAACAACGUAUAGGCUAUGGGGAUCACAAGCUGUAUGAGAAAUAUAUUCUUUCUACUCUACAGAGGCAUCUAGAUGAAGGUCGCAAGUUUGGCGCCUUGAUCCUCGAGCCAGUUGUGCUUGGAGCAGGAGGCAUGGUUUUAGUCGAUCCCCUUUUCCAGAAGACUUUGGUGGAUGUAGUUCGACAGAAUCCUUCGAUAUUUGGUUCGGGAAAUUCACGAACUCGCCCUAGCGACAACAGGAGCUGGAGUGGCCUACCCGUCGUCUUUGAUGAAGUCUUCACCGGCCUUUAUCGGCUGGGGAGACCCAUGGCUGCCACCUUUCUCGAUUCAAACCCCGAUAUAUCAGUUCAUGCCAAGCUGAUGACUGGCGGACUAGUCCCUCUUUGCGUCACCUUAGCUUCAGAAUGCAUAUUCAAUGCUUUUGCAAGUGAAGAGAAAUCCGAUGCGCUACUUCAUGGCCACAGUUACACAGCCCAUCCUGUCGGCUGCCAGGUAGCGAUCGAUUCUCUGAAACAGUUACAGUCAAUGGAUAAAUCUGGUAAUUGGAACUGGGCCAAAUCUAACGGCUGGUUGCAAGCGAACAACGACAUCUACUCGAAGCUUUCUCAGACUAAUCCCCGAGUUUGGUCAAUCUGGCCGCUAGACUUAAUUCAGUGGAUUUCUCUUCAGACUAAGGGAGUGGCAGGCGUUUGGGCUAUGGGGAGCGUAUUGGCUAUACAUCUACGUGCAUCUGAUGGUAGUGGCUAUGCGAGUAGGGCCGCAGAAGGCCUACGUAAAAGGCUUUUAGCUGGUUCUGGAAGUGUAUCAAUUGGAUCCUGGAAUGUGCACUCGAGAGUACUCGGUAAUGUUCUUUACAUAAUGGGCGGCCAGCGUAUAACGGAGCAAGAGGUGGAAGAGAUAUCCAAGCUCCUACGUAUAGGACUUGGAGAAUGCCUAUAAUCAAGGUCACAUAUCAUGUGCACAAAGCUAAUGCUGUAAUUAUGAACCAUCUUAAAACAUG